AUGGCGGACCUACCCCCGGGUUAUUUUGUCUCCUCUCUGCAGUACACCAAGAAGACAUUCCAGAAUGUCUACCCCCCCAUCGAUCCAACCAAUCCGGCCAACUCACUUGCGGGGAGGGUUGUCGUUAUAACUGGCGCAAGCCGUGGGCUCGUGCCAUCCUUUGCUAAAGCCGGGGUUCGCGGCCUAGUUCUCGUUGCCCGCGAUGAGGCUAAGCUGAAGGAAGUGGAGCGCGAAGUUCUCGCCAUCAACCCCAAGAUCGAGACUUUACUUGUUGCGUUGGAUAUCACGAAUCAUGCCGCAGUGGGGCAGCUCUUCGACAAGAUUCAAGCACGAUUCGGUCGCCAUGCAAAUACACUGGUCACUAACGCCGGGGUCAGUGCAGCUGCAAAUGAUGGAGGCCCGACGGUUUAUGAAGCCGAGGUUGACAAAUGGUGGAAGAACUUUGAAAUCAACACCAAGGAGUUCUUCGUCUUCACGAAAUACUUCAUCUCUACCCUUCCAUCUCCAACUACUCCUGCAACGAUUAUCAACAUCUCGACUGCGGGAGCAUGGCUUGUGUAUACCGUGGCUGGCGCUUACAGCGUCAGUAAACUCGCCAGCCAACAGUGGUGUACCAUGCUCAAUGCUGCAUACGGAGGUACACUCGCUGUUGUAAGCAUCCAUCCUGGUCUCGUACCCACGGACAUGACCAAUUCCUUUUUCGAGAAGUUUAAUAAGGAUACACCUAUGCUGACGGGAGGACUCUGUACUUGGAUCGCGGCUGAUGCAGAACGCUCGGCAUUCCUUAGCGGGAGAGUCAUCUCAGCCAACUGGGAUGUUGAAGAAUUGGUGGCUCGUAAAGCCGAUAUCGUAGCUAAGAACGAGUUGACAAUGGAAUUGGUGGGCACAUUUGGCAAGGAGCAGUUUGAGACUGCAUAA
Trichoderma aggressivum f. europaeum is the source of this 918-nucleotide messenger RNA. RefSeq lists its product as uncharacterized. The coding region runs from base 1 to 918 and encodes 305 amino acids. The transcript has 3 exons. The record is from RefSeq and is a predicted model, not a curated record. Gene Ontology annotation, cellular component: membrane. Lineage: Eukaryota; Fungi; Ascomycota; Sordariomycetes; Hypocreales; Hypocreaceae.